Messenger RNA from Hypanus sabinus (Atlantic stingray), 2471 nucleotides. It is a transcript of the gene ctnnbip1, whose product is annotated as catenin, beta interacting protein 1. Lineage: Eukaryota; Metazoa; Chordata; Chondrichthyes; Myliobatiformes; Dasyatidae. Gene Ontology annotation, biological process: negative regulation of Wnt signaling pathway. The record is from RefSeq and is a predicted model, not a curated record. The transcript has 5 exons. Gene Ontology annotation, cellular component: nucleus; cytosol; beta-catenin destruction complex. Bases 143 to 541 code for a protein of 132 amino acids. Gene Ontology annotation, molecular function: beta-catenin binding.
AUCGGCGGAGCGCGCGCACUACCCGGCGGGCGCCCGGGCGUCUCGCUUGGCCGCUCGGCUCCUGUCCAUAAAGCGCCGGUACUCUCUCACAGCCGGGUACAGCAGGCGGAGGCAGCCUCGCAGGAACGCGGCCAGCAGCGAUAUGUCCAUACAUGGCCUCCUCUACUGUCAUGAUGAGGCCAAACUCGGGUUGGAGGAGCAACACCUCAUCUACCGUCUGGGUACCCUCCAGCCUGGUGGUAUGAAAAUUGAAUUCUCCAAUUUCCGUGAUAACGGAAUAACUGGAGCUGAGCAGAUGAACCGUGAAGGUGCCCACGGGAAGACUCCCGAUGAGAUGUACAUCCAACAGAAGGUGCGAGUGCUGCUUAUGCUGAGGAAGAUGGGAUCAAAUCUAACUCCAAGUGAAGAGGCUUUUCUACGAACAUACGCCGGAGUAGUGAACAGCCAGCUUAGCCAACUUCCACAGCACCCAAUUGAUCAGGGUGCAGAGGACGUUGUGAUGGCCUUCUCCAGACAAGAAACUGAGGACAGGCGGCAAUGAAGGACUUGAGGUGGCAGGCAGAAAGAUUACGGACGAUUCUUAAUGCAGAAUCCAGAAUGCUCACAAGUUGCUUGUCUCCUCGUGUACUUGAGCAUCACAGCAAAGCCUGUGACUGCCAGGGUUGUGCAUCUGGACUGCUUCUAACGACCAGGGGCAAAAAGGCCCAAUUUCUUUUUGGUUGGUCAAAGGGAUUCACUGUCCUCUUCUAUUUUAAAUUUGUGUGCAUUGUCUUUAUUUUUUUUAAGUUUAUUACAGCUGCUCCUAGUUUGCAGUGUCACUGCAGCUUGGACAUUGUGUGACACAUGAUGGCCUCUGCCCCCGAUGCUCUGCAUUGUGCACUCCUCCUGUGGAAGGAGAUGGUGUUUUCCAGUUCAUGCUGGUGGACUCUGUGGAGAAUUGACUGACAUCACAUGUCCUUUUACUGCAGCCUAGUAAACACAACAAAUCACAACGGCUCCUCCCUGGAAACAGCACCAUAUGCAACAAGUGAAACAUUAACUUAAAUUUCAUUUUUAUGUCCUAUUAAAACUAAUAUGGUUACUUGUUCUUUUUGUUUGAAUUUAAACAAAUUUUAAAAUCUUGGACAAUUUAUUUAUGUACGAUGACCAAAAUGUAUUCAGAGUGCUUGCAUUACUGUGUCCAAUGCCUUGCCCUCCCCUUCCAUACUUUUUUUUAAAGAAAAUGGCUGACACUGAAUAACAAUUUACUUGAAGGAAAUACUCCGGGGGACAUAAGUAUAUUACAAAUGGAAUUAAACAGCAGAGGUAGCAAGUCAUCAGGGAGAGAUCUGCCUUUAAUGAUCCAUGCAGUUGGUUAUUGAUUUCUGUGGAUGCCGUUACUGAGGUAACUAAACCCAACACAGUGUCACUGGCCUUGAAGGCCCAAGGGCAUCCAUUUAACUGAAACCACUGCGCCCAAGUCCUUGAUGUGAACAAAGUGAAUGUCCGCUUUGUCUCUAUUAAAAAAGUCCCACAAAAAGAAUAAUAAUGUCUUGUUAAGAACAGGUUUUGACUGUAUCCUGUUUUUGGAACCUCUCGGGCUUGACUCUCAUCGAGUGAAGCAAAUAGUGCAUGUGUAUGUGUGAUUUUGUUUCGAGAGCCUGUUUGGAAGUCAGGUGCCUGAUGUUGUAAAUAUCUACAGGUAUUUCUUGGAACUGGGUAUUUCUAAAUCGGUUAUACGGAGGCAGAUUCUUUGUGCCAAAAACUUCUAUACUUGAUUUGAAUCAUGGUUAAGGAAAACUGUUGAUACUGUUUUCUUUAUAAAAAUAUCCUCAUGUCAAGAAUAAAUUAAUGAGGGCUAUGUGAUAAAAGCAAAUUCUGCAGAUGCUGGAAAUCCAGAGUAACACACACAAAACACUAGAGGAACUUAGCAGGUGAGGCGGCAUCUAUGGAGAGGAAUAAACAGUCGACAUUUCGGACUGAGGUCCUUCAUCUGAACCCAUCAGGGCUAUGUGAUUCAAGAGACAGGGUUCUCCGUUACAAGGCUCUCUAAAUUUGUUUAAGGUGAUUCCCUCCAAUCUCCAUCCCAUUAUUCCCUCCACCACUAAAUGCAAAUCCUGCUCCUCAGGAAGCAAAAGAUCAAAAACAUAGGAGUUCCUGCAGAUACUAGAAAUCCAGAGUAACGCACACACAAAAUUUAGAGGAAGGGUCCUGACGACGGGUCUCGGCCCAAAAUAUCAACUGUUUAUUCUCCUCCAUGGAAGCUGCUUGACUUGCUGAGUUCCUCCAGUAUUUGGUGUGUUUUACUAAGCAAAAGAUCAGGUGUAUUUGUUUUAGAUUUCAACAGAAACUGAUGGCAAAUCUGUUGUCCCUCUUUAGUACGUAAGCUGAGGGAUGCUCAAGCUUGUCAAUAUUAUAGAAAACUGAGAGGAACUUUACAUCUGCAGCUGGGCAGGGGUAAUGGGGAUUUAAUAAAGUCUGCCUUGCCUUGA